UACUCCUCUUGGCGAGCCGGGAGCGCUAGUGUUCUUCGCUGGAAGUAUUUUCUUUCAUUGUCUUUUCCGAUUAUCCAGACAGCAGCUAAGGAGAGAAAAUUCGUGGGGCUAAAAUCUCUGUGACCGGAGCAUCCAAAUGGCGGUUUCUGUUACGGCAUCCACAAUUUCUUCUUUCAGCUCUGACCGUACGACUCGCAUAGCUGCGACUUCUUCAUCCUCGGCGUCUUGUUCAAAGCUAUCUUCAUCGUCUUCUCUGCAAGUUCCUGUACAGCUUCGAUGUGUUCGGAUCGGAAGAAGUGGAGUCUCGACUCCCUCACGGCCUCGGAUUCUUCCUGUGGUUGCAGCAAAGAAGCAAACAUUUUCCUCCUUUGAGGAUUUGCUGGCUACUUCUGACAAACCUGUUUUGGUUGACUUCUAUGCAACCUGGUGUGGUCCUUGUCAAUUUAUGGCUCCUAUCCUCAAUGAAGUGAGUAUUACUCUGAAUGACAAGAUCCAGGUGGUGAAAAUUGACACCGAGAAGUAUCCUAGCAUUGCUGAUAAAUACAACAUACAGGCAUUGCCUACUUUUAUCAUAUUUAAGGAUGGAGAACCAUAUGACCGCUUUGAGGGUGCUUUGACUGCCGAUCAGCUUGUCGAACGAAUUGAAACUACUUUGAAAGUUAAGCAAUAGACAGUCCAGCUUCUCAGGUUGAACCGGGAAAUCGGUCUAUUCAGAACAUUGGAAGAAAUACGGAUUUGAUGGUGGAGGGCAUGGGAAGAUCAGUCAUUGUUGGAUGUUCCUCUGCUUUUUACUCUUUGUAUGUAACUGUUUUGUACUUAGAAAAAAGAAAAACAGAGAAUUUGUUCAUCUCCUUGAUGGAUUUUGUGCGGGUAAAGCUUAGGAUUUUAUGACUUCUGUUAUACACAAGACCCAAAAACAGUUUCAUUAUAUUCAAAAUCUUGAAUUGGAAAGUUGUUGGAAAUUUGGAGUGACUGAUCA
This is a messenger RNA of Prunus avium (sweet cherry), 979 nucleotides long. It is a transcript of the gene TY2, whose product is annotated as thioredoxin Y2. The record is from RefSeq and is a predicted model, not a curated record. Gene Ontology annotation, cellular component: cytoplasm. Lineage: Eukaryota; Viridiplantae; Streptophyta; Magnoliopsida; Rosales; Rosaceae. Gene Ontology annotation, molecular function: protein-disulfide reductase activity.